Messenger RNA from Glycine soja, 3411 nucleotides. RefSeq names its product pre-mRNA-splicing factor CWC22 homolog. The transcript has 8 exons. The record is from RefSeq and is a predicted model, not a curated record. The coding region runs from base 294 to 2885 and encodes 863 amino acids. Gene Ontology annotation, biological process: mRNA splicing, via spliceosome. Gene Ontology annotation, molecular function: RNA binding; protein binding. Gene Ontology annotation, cellular component: catalytic step 2 spliceosome. Lineage: Eukaryota; Viridiplantae; Streptophyta; Magnoliopsida; Fabales; Fabaceae.
UUUUUUCUUUUCAAAUCCGCAUCCUUGCAUUGAUCUGGCGGCUAUUGCUUUAGCUGAAGAGAGCGGAAGAGAAACCCACCCUGGAGAAGAUCCGUAUGCGGCUUGGAAGCGACCUCGGUUCGCACCACCCACCCUUCAGAAAACAUAAACCUAAUUAGCCUCUGCAAAACGAAACACCCGUCACCCUCUCAUCUCAGAGCUUCCAUAUAGAAACCCUAAACCUACCGAACCCUUUCACCGCUUGUUCUCUGCUCUUUGUCGUUCUUGUGUGAUUCGCAAUAUAAGGGUUUGGCAUGGCGAGAAGACACAGCAGCAGCAGCAGCGAGUCAAGUGAGGAUGACGUGAGAAAACGCCGUGGUAGUGAAUCUGAGGAUGGGGAGAGGGAUAGGUAUCGACACGGUGGUGGGAGUAGUAAGAAGAGUUCCGGUCACUUCAGUCACAGGGCGAACGGUGAUGACAGUGAUUCGGGAGAAGAAAGAAAUGGUGCUAAGAGGGAUGGGAAGAGUAAGAGUAGGGAGAGAAAGGAGGAGCCUGAGAGCUCUGAGGAGGAGGGUCAGAUUGUGAGCAAAGAGAGGGUUAGGGAGGAGAAGGAGGAAGAUGGGAGAUUGCAGUGGCGCCAUGAUGGGCGUGGAAGGAGAGACGACGAAGGAGAUGACCGGGGUGGUAGGGAAUCUCGUCGUGGGAACGAUCAGGAUGAAAGGCUAGGGGAGAGAGAGAGUCACAGAUUGCAUCCUGGUGAUAGAUGGCGUGGAGGUGAUGAGGCCAGGCGGAAAUUUAAUGAUCGCCGUGGGCGUCAUGAUUCGGAGGAAGAGGAUCACAGGGAGCUGGCCAGGAAAUCGGAAAGGGAUAGAUAUAGGGAUAGGGAUAGGAGGCGGAAAGUUGAAAAGGGUGGUGACAAUGAGAGGGAUUGCCACAUGCGUCAUUAUUCGGAGGAAGAAGAUGAUAGGGAGUUGGCUAGGAAAUCAGAUAGGGAUAGGAGGCGUAGAGUUGAAAAGGAUGGUGGCAGUGAGAGGAACCAUAGGGAGAAGGAUGUUAGCAAACGGCAAGAAGAAAGUAGGAGGAAAGAGGAUGGAAAUGGAAGAAUGGUUGAAGAUGCAAAGCCUCAACAACAGGCAACAAUAUUGGGAGCUAACCUGAAUGGUGAUGCAUCGAAUUUGGGCAAGAGUGGAGGUGUUUACAUUCCCCCCUUUAAGAUGGCAAUGAUGAUGAAAGAAGUUCAGGAUAAAAGUAGUGUAGAAUAUCAAAGGUUAACGUGGGAUGCUUUGAGAAAGAGCAUUAAUGGGCUUGUAAAUAAGGUUAAUGCUACUAAUAUAAAAAAUAUAAUUCCAGAAUUGUUUGCGGAAAACCUGAUUAGGGGAAGGGGACUCUUUUGUCGUUCAUGUAUGAAGUCACAGAUGGCAUCUCCAGGAUUUACAGAUGUUUUUGCUGCUUUGGUUGCUGUCGUUAAUACUAAGUUUCCUGAAGUGGGGGAUCUUUUGCUAAGAAGGAUUGUUUUGCAGCUUAAGAGAGCUUAUAAGCGGAAUGACAAGCCUCAAUUACUAGCAGCUGUUAAAUUUAUAGCGCAUCUGGUGAAUCAGCAAGUGGCUCAUGAGAUCAUUGCUCUAGAGUUACUCACAGUUUUACUCGAGAAACCUACUGAUGACAGUGUUGAAGUAGCUGUUGGUUUUGUCACAGAAUGUGGUUCAAUACUGCAGGAUCUCUCACCUAAAGGUCUUCAUGGUAUUUUUGAGCGUUUUCGUGGAAUUCUUCAUGAAGGAGAAAUUGACAAACGUGUUCAGUUUCUGAUUGAAGGCUUAUUUGCAAUAAGAAAAGCGAAGUUUCAGGGCUAUCCGGCUGUUCGUCCUGAACUAGAUCUUGUGGAGCAGGAAGAUCAGAUAACUCAUGAAGUCUCCUUGGAUGAGGAGAUAGAUCCUGAGAUUUCCCUUGAUAUAUUCAAGCCAGACCCCAAUUUCCUGGAGAAUGAGAAGCGUUAUGAAGAGUUGAAGAAAUCAAUGUUGGGUGAGGAAUCUGAGGAUGAUGAGGAAGGCUUGGAUUCUGAGUCAGACGAUGACGAUGAAGAUGAUGACUCUGAUGAAGAGGACGAAGAACAGAUGCAGAUAAAAGAUGAAACAGAGACAAAUCUGGUCAAUCUUCGAAGGACAAUAUACUUAACAAUUAUGUCUAGUGUUGAUUUUGAGGAAGCUGGUCAUAAGCUUCUGAAAAUUAAGCUAGAGCCAGGUCAAGAGAUGGAGUUGUGCAUUAUGCUUUUGGAAUGUUGCAGCCAAGAGAGAACCUAUCUCCGAUAUUAUGGUCUUUUGGGGCAGCGUUUCUGCAUGAUUAACAAAGUACACCAAGAAAAUUUUGAAAAGUGCUUUGUGCAACAGUACUCCAUGAUUCACCGACUUGAAACAAAUAAACUGCGAAAUGUGGCAAAGUUUUUUGCUCAUUUACUUGGCACAGAUGCUCUACCUUGGCAUGUUUUAUCAUAUAUACGCUUGACUGAAGAGGACACAACUUCUUCUUCACGUAUAUUUAUUAAGAUUCUCUUCCAGGAAUUAUCAGAACAUCUUGGAAUCCGGCUGCUAAAUGAGCGGUUAAAUGAUUCAAUGAUGCAAGAAUCUUUUGAAUCCAUAUUUCCAAAAGAUAAUCCAAAAAACACACGGUUCUGCAUUAACUUCUUUACAUCCAUUGGUCUUGGUGGUCUUACCGAGAACCUACGUGAGUAUUUGAAGAAUAUGCCACGUCUUAUCAUGCAACAACAGAAACAAGUUUCAGAAUCUGAAUCAGAUGAUGAGUCAGGGAGUUCUGAUUCAUCAGAUUCUGGAACUGCUAGUUCAGAGUCAGAGUCAGACUCAGCUAGUUCUGAUGAAAGUGACAGAAGACGAAGAAAGCGGAGGAGAAAGUGAAGCAGUUUUAUGCUAUUGUCGAAUCGAAUGCCCAUGCAUCUACAAAACUGAUUGAAUAUCCAUGGUUUCUCCAUCUUUAAAUCACUGAAUUAACUUGCCUUUUUAUGUACUGUGAAAGGGAUAUGUGGGCUGUGCUGGUUGAGAUGUUGAGCUUGCUUUAUCGAUCUGUUUAAUUUUGUUCUUAAGAUCAUAUUCUUUGGAAGGGUAGAGUAUUGAUGUUCAUAAAGAUGUUUUUUUUUUUUAUUUUUGAUUUUUCAGUAUAAGUGAACUCCGGGAGUGGUUUUGCAGAGCAUGAUUGGAAGAAUUAUCGUAUGAUUGUAAAAUGAUAAUGUCACAUGUUUUCUGUAAAGAGGCAAGGAUUUUAGAGUUAGAUUGUAGGUGGUGAUUAUCCAUAUGAAUGCUGCAUCCUAUGUCUAUUAUCUUUCUUCUCUACAUCAAUUUUAAAAUAUUGAAUGUCAGGACACUUCUUGGAGCAUCUAUUUCGUUAGCAGAUUUAAUAAUAUUGAAGCUUCUGAAUUGGAAUUUA